Mytilinidion resinicola is the source of this 2412-nucleotide messenger RNA. Its product is annotated as COG4-domain-containing protein. The coding region runs from base 1 to 2412 and encodes 803 amino acids. The record is from RefSeq and is a predicted model, not a curated record. NCBI's taxonomy places the organism in Eukaryota, Fungi, Ascomycota, Dothideomycetes, Mytilinidiales, Mytilinidiaceae. The transcript has 2 exons.
AUGGCUCCCGCCGCGAUCGACCCCGACACCCGCCACCAUGGCUCCGACAUCUUCGCCGCCAGCUCCAUCGCCGACAUCCACCAGACGCUGGCCCACCUCACGCGCCAGGAGGCCUCGGUCGCCGAACGCCUCAACACCCUGAUCGCCUCGCAGAAGGACCUGUCGCGUGAGCUCGGCCGCCUCGAUCUGCUGCGCGCCCACCUCGGUGCCCAGGCCGUCAACACCAGAGCUAUCAGCAAUGGCAUGCUCUCUGGUGCGGCCUCUACCGCCAACCGCAUUUCUGGCGCCGUCAAGCGCCUGGACCACGAGCAGGCCAACGUCAAGGCCACGCUGGAAGUCGUUGAGCAGGUGGCCGAGCUCAAGUCGUGUGUGCUGGGCGUCAAUGGCUCAAUGGGUGCUCCCCAGGACUGGGAGACUGCCGCUGGGUACCUCAGUCGAGCCUCCAAGAUCCCUCCAGAAGUCAUCAAUGGCAGUUUUGCCGAAGAAAUAGUUCCCACUGCUGAAGUUCCCGACCCUCCGCGUGUCACCCUGGAUGCUGCUGCCGAGUCUCUAUGUGGCCUCUUCCUGCGUGAAUUCGACAAAGCGGCCACUGAGGGAGACGGUGCCAGAGUUACUAGGUUCUUCAAGCUCUUUCCCUUAAUUGGACGAUCCGAUGUAGGUCUCGAUGCCUACGGGCGUUAUGUCUGCCAUGGAGUAGCGUCGAGAGCCCGGACGAACUUGAACUCCGGCAACGCUGCGCUAAGAAGAGAUGGCUACUUCUACGGGAACACACUAACCAAAUUAUUCGAACACAUCGCCCAGAUAGUCGACGGCCAUGAGCCCCUAGUAGAGCGCCAUUACGGGACAGGCAUGAUGGUAAAAGUCAUUGAGCGUCUCCAGAUCGAAGCAGACAUUCAGGGCGGCAUUGUUCUCGAUACCUGGCACGACGAGAAGAUAAUUGACAGGAAGCUGACUGACAUCAAAUCCUACGCUUUCUCCUUCCUUGUGCAGAGUUUCCUGCCUGCGCCCAAGCCAUCCGCAGGAACCCCUCGGUCCAACUCACCCGCAAACGCUGCUGGUCGCUCGAGCGAGGAUGAGGGUGUAGAUAUGAAGGAAGUCGACAGCAUUCUAGGCGAAACAGCAUUGAUGCUAGGGCGCUGGGCUCUUUAUUCUCGGUUCCUAGCCUCGAAAUGUGCUACUCCUGAAUCAGACAUCACGCCUGGCAGUGACCCACACGGACUCAAAAUACCCCCUUUCCUCUCGACUAGCAAUCUCUACAAAAAGGUUUCCACCCACUUAAUAGAGCCCUUCAAUAUUAUGACGACUUUCUUCUUCCGACGCUCUGUGGAGAAGGCUUUCCAGCUUGAUGAAUCUCCCUCUGAUCUCAAUUUGAACCCGAAUAAGCCUUUGGGUUCGAAUCCGCCGUUCAUCACAUCGGCCGUGGACGAUGUCAUGUACAUCGUAAAUCAAGUAUUGCAGCGCACUCUGUCCACUUCUCAACGCUCAGUCGUCGCUAGCGUUGUGCCCACCAUUGGACGUGUUCUAGGAUCCGACUUCGUGGGCAUGAUCCAGCGGAAAAUGCGAGAUGAAAGCUACCCAAAGGCUGUGAUACAAGGCGCCUUGCCUCCUGAGGACAAAGUAAUUGCAUUUCUCAUACUAGCCAACAACGUUGAUAUCGCAACAGACUACAUCAAGAGAAUCGUAGACCAACAGGUAGGGCCCCGUCAAGGCCCUAUAGAUAACGCGUCCGAAAAAUCGAGUUCCCCGCUAGACGACCUUUUCCCCUUUGGUCACGACGCGACCUUUGUUGAGCACACUCUCCGGUCCAUGGAACAAACUUUCUCUACCAAGGCUGGCGAACUCCUUCAUGACAGCAUCCAAGUCACAUUCCACCAAGUUCUCAAGCCUCGCAUUCGACCCAUUCUGGCUGAAGCCUUCCGCGAUAUCGACUACGCGCCCAGCGCUACAGAAGAUCUUCAUGGGAACCGCGAUGGUGACGAAUGCCCCGAUGGCGACGAUGCUGAUCUAGUAAAGUCACGAUUCGACCGCGGUUGGGGCGCCUUGAUUCGCCCGAUAAAGCGCAUUUUGACACCUGCCAACUUCGACCGCCUGCUCACAUACGCGAUAGAUAGACAUUUAAGCGGCGCCUUAGAGAAGCGCAUCCGAAGUUACUAUGGCCGUAUCAAUGAACUCGGCGCGGUCCGUCUAGAGCGCGAUAUCGCUGGCAUUGUGAGCGCGGCGGUUGCAGGCGGGAAAUACGGGCUCCGAGACUCAUUUCUCAAAUGUACACAGAUGACCAUGAUUAUGAAUAUGGAGGAAGACGAAUGGGAGGAGGUUGUGAACGAAGAGCCUGGGAAAGAGAGCGGUGUUGCAUGGGUUAUGGACUUGGAGGAAAGGAAGAGGGUGAGAGCUCUUGUGAAGGAGAGGGUUUGA